This is a messenger RNA of Rotaria sordida, 1095 nucleotides long. Lineage: Eukaryota; Metazoa; Rotifera; Eurotatoria; Philodinida; Philodinidae. The record is from the annotation of a GenBank genome assembly.
AUGUCCAUCAGUAAUAUUAGUUUGUCAGAUCGUAUUUCCGGUUCGUUAUUUGGAUUAUUAUUAUGUGAUUCCUUGGGAGCUGCUGUCGAAGGUCAGUCUCCUGGUUCAUUUGAUCCAGUAAAAACAUUACGAGGAGGUGGUAAAUUUCAGUUAAAGCCCGGACAAUUUACUGAUGAUGGCUCGAUGGCAUUAUGUUUAGCUGUCGCUUUAUUGGGUAACGAAAACGAUACUUCAAUUAUUCAUCCAUCAGUUGUACAAAUGAAUUUAUAUCGACAUUGGUAUGAAACGGGUUAUUUAUCCUCAACUGGAGAAUGUUUUGAUAUAGGAAUGACUGUGCGCACUGCCCUAAGUACAUUUAUUUCUCAUUAUGAUCAAGCUGAAAGUAAUAAAUUAACUGGCACUGCUGCUUACCAUGGGAAUACCAGUAGUAAUGCUUCAGGCAACGGUUCGUUAAUGCGAUUAGCGCCUGUUCCCCUGCUUUAUCAUCGUGAUCCUGUUAAUGCUAUGAAUGAAGCAGUAAAUUCAUCAAAGACUACGCAUGGUUCGCUACUAUGUUUAGAUAGUUGUAGAGUAUACACGGCUUUAAUUAUUGGCUCUUUACAAGGAGCUACUAAAGAGGAGUUAUUGAAUAGUGAUGAAUUAUAUGUUCCAGCUGGUUUAUCGAAUGAUUACUGGACAACAAAAACAACCUCACCGCUUGAACCAUCUGUUGUAGAAGUGAUGACUGGAUCUUACAAACAUUGUAAUCCGCCUCAGAUAAAAGCUUCAGGGUUUGUUAUCAAGACAAUGGAAGCAGCGUUGUGGGCAUUUUAUCACACAAAUUCGUUUGAAGAAGGCGCACUGAAAGCAGUAAAUUUAGGAGAUGAUGCUGAUACUGUUGGAGCAAUUUAUGGCAUGUUAGCUGGAGCUUAUUAUGGAGUCAAUGCCAUACCCAUAGAAUGGAGGGAGAAAUGUAGUUUUCAAGGUCUGGUGCAAACAAUAGCAGACGAAAUAUUAAUACAAUCACAACAGCGAACGGCGGCGAUAGAGCAGAAAUCAGCUUCGUCGAAUAAACCAUCAUUGAAACGAAUAGCUCAAGUACUUUCGAUAUCUUGA